UAGGCAGCAGGCAGCGAGGAUGGUGGAGCUCGACCUCUACAUGGAGCACCCUGCCGUCACGGCGAUGAGUGCCGACGAGGCGGCCGCCUGGCGCCGGAAGCACCGCGUGCAGGUCUCGGGCGGCACCGCGCCCAAGCCGGUCCGCACAUUUCUCGAGGCAGCGUUCCCCGAGUUCCUGACGGCCGACAUCGAGGCGACAAACUUCCGCGCGCCGACGCCGAUCCAGAGCCAGUGCUGGCCCGUCGCGCUCAGCGGGUGCGACCUCAUCGGCCUCGCGGCGACCGGCUCGGGCAAGACCCUCUGCUUUGCGCUGCCCGCGAUCACGCACAUCGUCGCGCAGCCGCGGCUGCAGCCGGGCGACGGUGCCAUCGCGCUGAUGCUGGCGCCGACGCGCGAGCUGGCGCUGCAGAUCAAGGGCGAGUGCGACGCGUUUGGAGGGCCGAGCGGCGUCACAAACACCGCCAUCUACGGGGGCGUGCCAAAGGGGCCGCAGCAGCGCGACCUCCAGCAAGGCGUCGGGAGAGAUCGGGUCGAGAUCGUGAUUGCGACGCCCGGCCGGCUGCUCGACUUUAUGGAGGCUGGCGUCACCAACCUCCGCCGCGUCUCCUUCCUCGUCCUCGACGAGGCGGACCGCAUGCUCGACCUCGGCUUCGAGCCUCAGCUGCGCCGGAUGGCGGCGCAGCUCCUUCCACAGAGGCAGACCCUCCUCUUCUCGGCGACUUGGCCGCGAGAGGUCGCAUCUCUCGCCCGCACCAUCCUCCGCGCCGACGCGCUCACCGUGCAGGCGGAUGCCGCGCCUGCCAUGCACAAUGCUGUGCACUCUCGGCGAGUCUCACAGGUGUGCGACGAGUCGGAGCGAUUGGGCCGCUUCCUGCGGCUGCUGCCGCAGGUGAGCGAGAAUGGGCAGGCGCGCGUCAUCUGCGUGAACACCAGGCGCGGCUGCGAGGCGAUCCGCAACGAGGUGCGGCGGCGCGGCAUCGGCGCGGAGGCGCUGCACGGCGACAAGUCGCAGCACGAGCGGGACUGGGUGCUGCAGCAGUUCAAGCAGGGCGCGGCGCCGGUGCUGGUGGCGACCGACGUGGCCUCGCGCGGGCUCGACGUGCAGGACGUGCGCGCCGUGGUCAACUACGACGCCCCCUCGCAGGCGGAAGAUUACGUGCACCGCGUCGGCCGCGCGGGCCGCGCCGGGGCGAGCGGGCGCGCCUACACGCUGCUCACCUCGGCCAACGCGGCCUUCGCGCGCGAGCUUGCGGCGAUGCUGCGCCGGCAGGGCGCGCGCGUGCCGCAGGAGCUCGGCUGGCUGGCGAGCAGCACGCGCGGCGGGGAGCAGUCCCACCGCCGCUGGAGGUCGGACGACCGCGGGCACGACCGGCGCUGAGGCGCCCCGCCUGAGCCGCGCCAAUAGCUUUAGUCUCGAGAGCGAAUACGGUUUGUCGGGCUGGUUUUCUUAGGGGGCUGGGGGGGAGGGGGGAACAGGCCCUGCCCGGGGCCCGGCCCCAAAGCGCCAGGUCUAUGAGGUAAAUAAGGCCCAGUGUGUGGCCUAGCCCUCGGGGCUAUAAACC
This is a messenger RNA of Emiliania huxleyi CCMP1516, 1562 nucleotides long. RefSeq lists its product as hypothetical. Lineage: Eukaryota; Haptophyta; Isochrysidales; Noelaerhabdaceae. Gene Ontology annotation, molecular function: ATP binding; RNA binding; RNA helicase activity. The record is from RefSeq and is a predicted model, not a curated record. Bases 20 to 1378 code for a protein of 452 amino acids. The transcript is spliced from 8 exons.